Messenger RNA from Triplophysa rosa, 1093 nucleotides. Its product is annotated as CDC42 small effector protein 2-A-like. The coding region runs from base 253 to 483 and encodes 76 amino acids. The record is from RefSeq and is a predicted model, not a curated record. Lineage: Eukaryota; Metazoa; Chordata; Actinopteri; Cypriniformes; Nemacheilidae. Gene Ontology annotation, cellular component: plasma membrane. Gene Ontology annotation, biological process: regulation of Rho protein signal transduction. The transcript is spliced from 5 exons. Gene Ontology annotation, molecular function: small GTPase binding.
UGCCCGGAGCUCCGGCGGAAGUGGGCGGAGCUUCCAGCAGCUCUGUGACAGACACUUUCAGGAAGUGCUCGAGGAGGAUCCAGUGACCUCAAUCAGCGGCGGCAGCAGCAGUGGACGACGCAUCACCUGCGUGCUGUCAGUUGCUGAAAUCGGUUUCCGUCAGACGACUGCGGCUGGUGAGCAGGAAGACGAGACGACACACACAGGAAGAGAGAAAAGAGAGUCAGAGGAGGAAGUCAGAGCAGAAGGAACAUGACCGAAUUCUGGGUGUGUUUCAGCUGCUGCAUCGCUGAACAGCCGCAACCUAAGCGGAGGCGGAGAAUAGAUCGCUCCAUGAUUGGAGAACCCACAAACUUUGUUCACAUGACACAUGUGGGUUCAGGGGACAUGGGUCUGAGGCUGUCAGCUGUGGAUUCUGUGCAGGCGCAAAUGAAAUCUAAAGGUGGAUAUGAAAAUGGCACAGCGGACAGCGUACAGGGCUAGACAGGAGCAUGUGAAGCACAGACCGAUGGACAUGCAUCACAGACACUGGAGCUCAGAGGUCACUGCACUGGCGUCUGGACGCUUGUAGAUAUUUUUGUAAUGAAAGCACUGCUAUUCUUUUACUGCUGUGUUCAUCCUUCUGUGCAAUGAGACCUUUAAUGGUAGAGAUGGAUGAGAAUAGCUGUUGAUUGAUUGUGUAAGGGAUCAAUUGUGAUUAUAUUUUGUCCAUGAAUCUGUAUUUAUUUCAUGGUUGAACAGUGGCUGGGCCACACAACAUCUCAUACUUACACAAAUUCACACACACCAAACGUUUUAGAGCCGUUCUUAGAUUUAUCUGAACUGCUUUUUGUUAUGGUUUAUACCUUUCAAAUAUUCCCUGGCUCAUGGAAUAUUCUUUUUUUAUCUUUUAAAUGUGCGGUAAACUUGAAAUGUGCAGCUCACUGUAAUGUUUGUGUGAUGCGUUGACGGGAAAUAUUUUUGUACAAAUCAUGUUCAUUUUCAUUCUGAUGCCUAAAUAAAAAACAAAGUCUUCAAAUUUGCAUUGGUAUUGUUGCGAUGACAGCUGUACAUAUUUUAAACAAAGAGUCAUGCUUCUAAUAAACACCUGGAU